Encephalitozoon cuniculi GB-M1 is the source of this 1539-nucleotide messenger RNA. RefSeq lists its product as uncharacterized. The transcript has a single exon. The record is from RefSeq and is marked provisional. The coding region runs from base 1 to 1539 and encodes 512 amino acids. NCBI's taxonomy places the organism in Eukaryota, Fungi, Microsporidia, Unikaryonidae.
AUGAGCGCAGAUAAUCCCCAGGCCGGAAGGCCCAAGCUGGAGUUCAAUGCAGUCGACGUAAUAAACAAGACAUAUGCAAACUCCACCGAGUACGAUCUGAAUGAUGCAUUGAUAUUCUUGACAAAGGCAAUAAAUAAGACAAAAGUCAGGAACAAACAGCUCGUAAAGCAGCAUUUUGGGAAGUUUGUGCAAUGCAGAGCGGUUCUGGAAGAAAUAUGGACGGAUAUUAAGCAAAAAGGAUAUGACAAAGAGUUUACUUCCGACCUCGAGAGCAACAUCAAAGUAAUAGAGGAAAAGUUCAAGGACAUAACUUCCGGAAUAUCCGAUGAUGGCAACAAUGAAGUAAACAGAAGUAGAAGGGAGUACUACACGAAAAGGUAUGCCUUGCUGUUCAACAUCAAGCUUAAUCUACGGAGGAAUCUGCACAAUCUCGAACGAUUUGUUGAUAUAUACAGAGACGCUGCAAGGAUGUACGAGGAGCUAAGACACUCCGUGUAUGCUCAGAAGAUUUGGAGUUCUAUCCAUGACGAGAGAUGCGAGUUCCUGGAAACUAUCUACAGAAGUAUCCAAAGGCCUGGAUGUUCUUUCCACGAGGCACUCUACUACUUUGAUCUGUAUUUCAAGGUUUGCGAGCACAAGUCUGAGCACAAGAUCAUGAACACUCUGCUGGUGAACUUCAAGGAGAACAGUGCCAGAAGCCUAGAGUUGUCUUGCCUUGACGAGAAGGAGUGUCUAGACGAAGUCACAAAGCACUAUCUGAAACUCAUAGGAAGGGUCAAUGAGAAGAUCCAGAUUCAGGGAACCGACUACUACUUCUGGUGCAUCGAAAAAAUUCUGUACACCAGAGGGCUAUUUUUUUCUAAGGUCUGGAUAAAGAAACUGAGGGAAAAUGUCAGGAUGGUUCAGUUUUCAACGGAUGCAAGGGCAGUCUAUUUCUCCCAUCUCAAGAGAGUAAAGACCAAAGUAAUCGAUGGUGGGUUCCAGGACAUCCCUAAUGUGACGGUUGACACAUUUGGAGAUGCAAUGGAGCAUCUGCAGGAUAUCUUCAAUCUCUUUGCGGAUAUUGUUUCUAAAGAGGAGAAAAGAUACCUUAGGAGCAAAGUCUUGGAGUAUGUGAACAAUUGCUACGAAUCUGUGGAACUGAAGAAAUUCUCCGACCUCGAUACUGUAAUAAAAAACAUCUACGGAAUAAGACAUCUGCUGGGAUCGCCGGACUCGGAGGACGUCAAGGACCUAUACAGGAUGAUAGCCAGAUACAUGGAAAACCACACCACAAGAAUAGUCGGGUUGAUAACAGAGAUGAUUGGAAGGAAGGCGUCAGAUGUGCAGAUUUUGAUGGAGGUUGUAAGAAUUAUAGAGGAGAUGCCAAUGGAGCACCUACGCAUAAUAAGACGCAUAAAACCACUGGUGGAAAAUCGUCCUGUAGCUAUGUAUUACUUGUCCAACAUACUCUCGCUUGAGCCUCCCAGACUAUCCAACGAUCUCAGGAAGAAGGUAGACGAGAUUCGGGAUCAAUUUGGCUUUUUAUUAAGCGUCUGA